Harpegnathos saltator (Jerdon's jumping ant) is the source of this 1071-nucleotide messenger RNA. RefSeq names its product ecdysis triggering hormone (gene Eth). The record is from RefSeq and is a predicted model, not a curated record. Bases 245 to 733 code for a protein of 162 amino acids. The transcript is spliced from 6 exons. NCBI's taxonomy places the organism in Eukaryota, Metazoa, Arthropoda, Insecta, Hymenoptera, Formicidae.
GCCCACAAUCCUCGCAGCACUCUUCGUCCGCUCUUCGCGGUAAUGGAAGAAGCCGUACGCGAAAAAUCGCUCAGUGCUCACCGAACACCCGCGAGACGCGCAUCCUUCCCGCGGGAGCUGACAGGAUCUUCAGCAAUCACUCACGGAUCGGCCACGGAUCGAGGAUGCUACGUCGCGAUCGGCAGUUUCUUAUACGCCGCAUUAAUUGUUACGCUCGUGUUUGAGGUAUUACGAUUUGCUCGAGAUGAUGCUGCAAAGGAGUCACACUGCGGAGAUGGGAGGUGUAUUCUUUAAUGCUCUUUUCGCUGGAGUGAUUACAUUGUUGAUCUACCAAGAUAUCGCAAGGGCGGAAGAGGUGCCUGCCUUUUUUCUGAAGAUCGCCAAGGUGCCAAAUGUACCACGAGUGGGACGAAGCGGCAAGUUUGAAGAUUUCUUCUACAAAGCCGAGAAGCACAUACCACGAAUUGGGAGAAACAGUCAGUUGAACGAUCCUCUACCGCUGCAAAACGAGCAGGAGACUUAUUCCGAUUUGACGAAAAGGCGAAUCGAUUACACCGCCAAAGCUCAAGACGCAUGGUCUUGGCAGAACUUCCCUCUUGCGAUUGAAGGUCCGAAAGAAUUGUGGCGGACAUUAGCUUUAUACGCCAGGGACGACAGUGAUGACAUCGAUAACGAAGUGUGGCACAGGAAGAAGAGAACUGGAAAUAGACCGGUGCCCGCGCAAACUAAUUAGCGCGAACGCAAGUAUCCCUCGCGACUUUGGAAACGCUAAAUGCGGAGCUUUAACCAUUGCUGCUACGGUGACGGGUUUUAAUUAAGAAUAAUAAAUACGUAACUACGAAGAGCGGCUUCACCUUCAUCCUUCUUCGGCUUCUCCACGUUGAAUCUGUAAUCCUUACCAGCACAGAUGAUUAGUCUUCUAAACUAAGUCGUAAUUUAUUGCUAUUGGAAAUAUUCUACAAGAUAUUUGCGAAAAGUUCACGUUCGACGGAGAAAUAAAUUAACAAUUUAGAAUAUAGAGAUUCUUAAUGUACAUCAUGUUCCAAUAAUGUUAUUGACUGUCUUCGUAAA